AUGUAUUUUGUAUGGGGGCAACUACACAGUAAAUCUCCAUUUUGCGGAGAUUAUGUUCACUGAUGAUAAGACAUACAACAGCUUGGGCAAGCGCAUAUUUGAUAUUUACAUUCAGGGAUUGCUGGUUCAGAAGGAUUUCAACAUUGCAGCUGAAGCAGGUGGGGUUGGCAAGGCUAUCAUAAAACAGUUUCCUGCAAGUGUGACUAAUGGUAACUUGGAGAUUCAUUUAUAUUGGGUUGGAAGAGGAACAACAGCCAUUCCUAUUGGAGGAGUUUAUGGUCCUCUUAUAUCUGCUAUAUCUGUGAAUCCUAAUGCUGCACCUCAUUUCGAAAAUGUGGGUAGGUCUAGUUUAUCCAUAGGAAUGAUGGUUGGAAUUGUGGUUGGAGCAGUAUUUGCUAUCUUCUUGAUUGUGGGCAUCAUUUGGUGGAAAUGCUGCAGAAGACAGAAAAGCACAUUAGAACAAGGUACUGUAGUGAAAUCAGCAUUCAAUUACAUUAUUUGGUGGAAAUGCUGCAGAAGACAGAAAAGCAUAUUAGAACAAGAUCUAAAAGGUAUGGACUUGCAGACUGAUUCUUUUACUUUGAGGCAGAUUAAAGUGGCCACCAACAAUUUUGGUCCUGCUAAUAAGAUUAGAGAAGGUGGUUUUGGUCCUGUUUACAAGGGUCGUUUGAUAGAUGGUAAAGUUAUUGCUGUUAAGCAGCUAUCUGCUAAAUCAAAGCAAGGGAAUUGUGAGUUUGUGAAUGAAGUUGGCAUGAUCUCUGCUCUGCAACAUCCUCAUCUGGUAAAGCUAUAUGGAUGUCAUAUUGAAGAAAAUCAACUCUUACUAAUGUAUGAGUACAUGGAGAACAAUAGCCUCGCUCGCGCAUUGUUUGGCCCAGAAGAAUGCCAGAUCAAAUUAGAUUGGCCAACAAGACAAAAGAUCUGUAUUGGUAUGGCAAGAGGUUUGGCUUAUCUACAUGAAGAAUCAAGUUUGAAGAUUGUGCACCGAGAUAUCAAAGCUGCCAAUGUCUUGCUCAAUAAUGAUCUAAAUCCUAAAAUUUCUCACUUUGGUCUGGCCAAGCUCAAUGAAGAGGAUAAUACCCAUAGUAGUACUCGAGUUGCUGGAACUUUUGGCUACAUGGCUCCUGAAUAUGCAAUGUGGGGUUACUUAACCGAUAAAGCUAAUGUUUAUGGUUUUGAAAUUGUAGCCUUGGAAAUCAUCAGUGGAAGGAGCAACAAACAUUCUCGGACAAAGGAAGAUAGUUUUUAUCUUCUUGAUUGGGCUCUUCUUCUGAAGGAGAAAGGAAGCUUAUUAGAGUUAGUUGACCCAAGACUGGGAUCUGACUAUAACAAAACGGAGGUAAUGAAAAUGAUAAAUAUGGCACUGCUACGCACUAACCCUGCUCUAGUUGGUAGGCCAGUCAUGACUUCUGUGGUGAGCAUGCUUACAGGGAAGGUUGCUAUUGUGGGGUUGGAUUUGAAUUCUAGCAUGUCUAUUGAAUCGAUGAGGAAGUUCUAUCAAACUCUUGAAGACAGAAAUAUGCAUAAGAACAAGUCACAUGGUAUGUCAAUAGAAUCUUUGCCACUUAACUCCUCAUCUAUAGCUGACUGCUAUCACCCAGUUUGAACUCUGCAAAUCAUCUUGAUUUUAGCCAUGAGAACAUUUCUUAAUUGGAAAUUCUACAAUUCUAUAUUAUAAUUUUUGUUUUUGUAAUUAGAUUGAGAACCUCUAAAACAAAUAUUUGUUAAAGCAAGGUUAUGUUUUAAAUUGUGGAUCACCAUUGUAAUAGUUUUUACAUGGUUAAAGAAAUAGAUAUUUUUAAU
Rubroshorea leprosula is the source of this 1803-nucleotide messenger RNA. Lineage: Eukaryota; Viridiplantae; Streptophyta; Magnoliopsida; Malvales; Dipterocarpaceae. The record is from the annotation of a GenBank genome assembly.